Populus trichocarpa (black cottonwood) is the source of this 684-nucleotide messenger RNA. RefSeq names its product protein CYSTEINE-RICH TRANSMEMBRANE MODULE 6. The record is from RefSeq and is a predicted model, not a curated record. Lineage: Eukaryota; Viridiplantae; Streptophyta; Magnoliopsida; Malpighiales; Salicaceae. Bases 177 to 410 code for a protein of 77 amino acids. The transcript has 3 exons.
CGUUAUAAAGCUGACUUCUAGCUAGAAAUGCUCGUAUAGACCAAGAAGCUAAAGUCAACUUCAUCUUCUACAAGUGCCCUUGAAAAUUAUCCUCCUCUGUAUUCUUCCCUCUUAACUCUUCAAGACCUAUCUUGUCUUGUAAACCUAAAAUCUUGUUUAACCAAAAUUAACUUGUCAUGGCUCAAACCGAUCAACAACAAGCUCCAGAAAUAUAUGAACCGGCUUGUCAGGUGAAUCCACCACCUGCACCACCGAUAGGGUACCCUCAAGGUCACUAUGUUGCACCACCACCAAUUGGUUAUCCCACUAUGGAUGAUUCAGGUUACCCUUCCAAGCAUACUCCAGAGACCAAAAUGAGAGGAUCCAUUGAAAUUCAGUGUUGCUGCUUUGUCUGGAGCAAGUCGUCCUAGCUUGUGCUACGUACUAGAUAUCAUAUGGACAUCUCGAUUUGCAUUUCGUGGGUAUAAAUGUUCCCUUUCAUUUGAAUAAAGAAAAAAGAAAAGAUAAUUGUGCUGUUCUAGUAUCAUAUGCUUAAUAGCAUAUAAAUACAUGCAAGGCUGUGUUUUUUCAGUAUGGUGAUUGACUUUGCAAAAAACUGAUUUUGUCUCCUUUAAUGACCUUUAAAAAGGGAGGUCUUUCCAUUCCUGAUUAUUGAAUUUAUGAAGGGUUUGAUUGCAAGAAAAA